Messenger RNA from Schistosoma spindalis, 3518 nucleotides. NCBI's taxonomy places the organism in Eukaryota, Metazoa, Platyhelminthes, Trematoda, Strigeidida, Schistosomatidae. The record is from the annotation of a GenBank genome assembly.
ACUGCGCAUUAUUCAAGCUCCUCGGAACUCGUGGUUUACUGACGGGAUUUACUUUUCUCAUCGUAAACCAUGUCGUUAUCCCGUCUGGUCGUUGAUAAUAACUCAUACAGUUGGAAGUCUAAACUGUUCUCCAGAAUAUCCUGGAGGACCACAGUCACAAUAGGUAUCCCGCUUGGUAUAGCCGGUUUGACCGUCCUUAUAUAUUACCUCAGAAACAAAAAAGAGAAGAGUGAAGCAGAACUUACUCCAGAAACACCAUUAGAGGCUGCUUUAGCGUUAAAGCUGAAAGGAAAUAAAUUUUUCAAGGGUGGGCAAUACUCUCAGGCAAUCAGUUUAUAUGAUGAAGGACUUAAGAAAUGUCCAUUGGAUGCAGUUCAGGAACGUGCAGCUUUCUAUCAAAAUCGUGCGGCAGCCAAAGAAAAUCAACGUCAAUACGAAUCCGCUAUUGAAGAUUGUUCUCUUGCAUUAUCUUUAACACCGCAUUAUUUAAAAGCAUUAAAUCGUCGAGCACAUUUAUAUGAAAAAUUAAAAAAAUGGGAUGAGUGCCUUCUAGAUAUGACAGCUUGUUGUAUUUUUGAAAAAUUUAAAAAUGCUGACAACAUUGUUUUCAUGGAUCAAGUACUUAAAACAAUUGGACAACAGAAAGCUCAAGAAGAACGUUCCAAAUUAUUGCAUGAAUUACCAUCAGCUUCCUUUAUUCGUAAUUAUUUGAGCGCAUUCGCAUGUAAUCCAUUCACAGUUAAUUCUUCACAACUAUCCAGGCAUAAUUCACUGACUGAAACUAAGACUGCAGUUAACGGAGUAACUGAUGAUCAUCCUGUAUCAAAUAUACCCAGCACCACAGAAGUACCCAAUAAUAACAAUCCUAAUCAAUAUGAUUGUACACAAUUUAAAGAACCUCUUCAAUCAGCGUUUAAUAAUGUAAAUUCAGCCUUAAAUUAUAUGACAAAAGGUGAUUAUCAACAGUCAGCUGAUCAUGCAAUGAAAGCCGUUAAUUUGUUCGAAUCAAUCUUAUCGGAUAAAUCGUUCGCAGAUGUAAAGAAUUUGAUCAAUUCAUCAUCAGAGUUAGAUGAUAGUGAAACAGUUUUGAAAUCAAACGACAAUCUCAUCUCUUCUGAAUCUAAUGAACAUAAUCAAAAUGAAAAUGAAUUGGACAACAAAGAAAACAAUAUCGUCACCACAACUUCAAAUAAUACUGAUUCUCUCAAUAAAAUUAAAUCAAAUGAAUCUAUUCAAGUGUAUAUUAAAGAAGUAUAUAAUCAAAUUUCACUUUUACACGCUACUUAUCAAGCAUUAGCUGGACGUUCUGAAGAAGCAAAAGAACGUUUUCAAAAUAUUGGUAUGGUGGACUCUGGAGCUUCAUUAGUGGUUCGUGUUAACGCAUUGAUUAAAUCUGCAUGUUUAUCAAUGUCAGUUGAUCAAGAUGUAGCUGCUUGUCUUUAUGAUUUCCAACGUGCACAAAAUGUUUGGCCUGAAUGUCCGGAUGUGUAUCUUCAUCGAGGUCAAAUUAAUCUAUUAGCUGACCAAUUAGAUGAAGCAUUGCAUGAUUUGAAUACAGCUGUUAAAUUAAAGCCAGAAUUUUCAGUUGCACAGGCUCAGCGUCUGUACACCCUAUAUCGAUGCGCAUUAACUGCUGGUGAUAUUAGCAAAGUGGAUUCUCGUAUUGAAGAGUUUCGUCGAUUAGUAAAGAAAUAUCCAAAUUGUUUGGAAACUCAUUCUUUAUUUGCUCAGGUAAGAUACAUAUAGACUACUUUCCAGGUAUUUAGGUAUGAGCCAUACUCUAAUUGUGUUAUUAAUAAUAAUACUUUGUUGCCGAAACCGAAUUAAGCGGAAGGAGGUUCGGACCUAGGAGUUAGUGGUCAAAAGUGCGACUCCUACUCUUACAACAACUAGUAUUUUAUAUGUGAAAGUAGACAGUUGUGACCAGGAGGGCAUAUACUACAGCAUAUUGCUUAUGCAUUAGAAUAUCAGGUUUUCGAUUAAGUUUGUGGGUUAAUGAAUGCAUUCGAUCAGUAACUGAAGUUAGCGAUUUUGUGUGAUCACAGACUAGCUGUUUACAAAGUAAUGGAAAUUCAAACAAAAAAGAACAUGAUCUCAAUCAUAUUGAGAUCAUCCAAAAUCACUUAUGUUCUCAACUGAAUCAAACAACUCUCUUACUUCAUAUUCUUAUUUCCUAGUUAAUUCUAUUUUAAUAUAUGAAUACAGAAUACCAUGAAGAUAUUUAUAUGAUCAAAUACUGUCACUACACAUAUUUUGUCUGAUUUCCAGAGGUGACUUAAUUUCACAGUCCUUGAAUAUUACAUAUAGAGACUCCUUUUCGGGUAUGCUCACUUUUAUAGGGAAAUUUGCUACAUUGUAGUUUUAAUUGUUGCGUAAUUUUCAUAUAGAGUGUAUCGAUCAUUACAAUGAAGUAGCUAUGUAUGUGUUAGCGGAACAUAGAUUAGAUUAAAUCAUGUUCAUUGCACGCUUGCGUUGGCGCACGCUGAUUGGCUAUUUCUUACCCAAUUAGCGCUAGCCGAUGCUUGGAGAAUACUCUGGAUUCUUCUCAUGUAAAAACUAUAAAUAUACUAACGUUUUUCCUAUUGUGUUUCUUACUUCCAUCUAACCUUGUUAAUUGGAAUAUAAUCUCUUUCCUGUUCAACCGUGUUCUGAUAUGGGGACUUGUCGAGUGAAUCUGUGUCCAAGAAUACUAAGCAAUAGUAAUAGCUGGGUUAUAACGAUCCUGUCUGAACGUGGUGAUUUUAAAGAGAGUGAUAAAAUAUUUGCUGAUUUAAUAACACUUGCACCAGACUCUGGAUUAGCCUAUGCUCAUCGUGGCCUAUUACAAUUAAAAUGGAAACAAGAUCGUGAUGCAGCAUUAUGUUUCUUUUUAGAAGGUAUUCAAAAAGAUCCUAAAUGUGAAUUAAUUCAUGAAUUACUUGGUCAAUUAUCUGUAGAAAAAGGUCAAUUUAGUGAAGCAUUAAAACAUUUUGAUAUGGCAAUUAAACAAGCUAAAACACAAAAUGAUUUAUCACAUUUAAUUGCAUUACGUGAAGGUGUCAAUGCACAAUUAAAAGUAUGUGAACAAUAUAAAAUAUCAAUACCGGAUGUUUUAUCAAGUAUACAAUAUGAACAACAAAAAUUCUUAAUGGCUAUGCAAGAGAAAUUGUAAAGAUAAUUAAAAUAUACUAACAAACAAUAAAAUUGACUUCCUGUCUUAUGAGAAUAGCAACAAGAAGUUUAAAAAAAAAGACAAACAGACUACUUAUAUUACCAUCUUUGUUAUUAUUUGGUUGUUUUUUUUUUCUAUAAGGGCAACGGAACAUUUGUGUUCCCUUGUUGUUGUCUUAUUUUGUAUAGAAAGAAAAAUUGUUGACAAUCAUUUAUAGAUCAUUCCAUCUUGAAUAAUUAAUCUAUUUGUCCCUUUCUCUUACUCACACACACACACACACACUCUCUCUCUUUGUCACAUCGAUACUCAUCAGUGUUUCAAAUUUCCUUGAUUUUUUAAAAAUUAGGAAUGUGUUCUGAUUUAGUGC